UUCUUGAACUUUUUACAUCAAUGGGGAACUGCAAUUGUUCAAUGAAAUCAGUAAGAGAUUCAAGAAAAUCAUCAGAUUUAAAUUUUGCUCGUGUUAUGACAGAUUCAGGUGAAAUAUUAAACCUUAAAGGUCCCAAAUUAGUUCGACAAGUUCUAAAUGAAUUCCCAGGUUACAACAUUUUCAGUUCAAAUUGUUUGUCUUCUCCAUUACAUAAUCAAGAAUUGCUCCUUGAUGGACAAUUUUACUAUCUUCAACCUGUAAUUCAAAAUAAAACAGAGCCCAUUUUAGUAGAAGAAGAAAAAACAGAGCAAAUUCGAGUUUCGUCGAGUUUGACAAAAGGGUCAGCAAUGGAAGUUUUGCCUGCUCAACGAGAAGGUGUUUGGAGAGUGAAGUUAAUCAUCAAUCCCCAACAACUAGAGGAAAUUUUUUCAGAGGAAGGGUAUACUGAGGCCUUAAUUGAACAAAUGAGAAUAGCUGCAAAUACAAGUUCAAUUGCAAAGCAUACAAGAAGUACUUCUUGUGGAGUAAAUUGGAAAUCAACUCUUCCUAGUGUAUAUAAAUUGCCCAAUGAAAAGCAAAAUAAAAUACUUGCAUUGGAUCAAUCUUCCACUAGCAGCCCUAGAUGAUGACGUGGGCCCACGUGACACGAAUUCAAAUUAAUUAAAAAAUAAUUUUCGAGUAUAUAUCGAGAUGAUGAGAAGUGGAGUAGCCAAAAAAAAUGGACCGUCGUGGCAUGUACAAGGAUCUUUUACUAUGUUGUUAACAUGAUUUCUGAGCCUUCGAUGAUGGUUUGGAUCCCACGUGCCUCGAAUUUGAAUUAGUCAGACAAUGAAUUUCAAGUAUAUAUCGAGAUGAAGAGAAGUGGAGUAGCAAAAAAAUGGUUCGUUGUAGAAGGUAGAUUAGAUUUGACUACGUAUAAGAUUACUAAAGUAUUUUGAUCUCAUUAUAGUGGAUUGACACAACAAUAGCGCCAACGUGAUUUUCACCAUCCACUAUAUAUAAUUUUUAACGUUAUACAUAUAUUGUAAUUUUCCGGCCCUCUAGCUCCGUCCCUAUUUGCAAGCCCUAGAAAAAUGAUCAGCCCUGAUCUAAUGAGGGGAAAAUUGUCAUCUUAGAUAUUUUCAUUUCUAUGUUUAUAGGAAUUUAAGUGGCAUAUGUUAUGCCUCUUUGUAUGAAUCAUGAUGAAUAAUAUUU
Messenger RNA from Solanum verrucosum, 1194 nucleotides. RefSeq lists its product as uncharacterized. NCBI's taxonomy places the organism in Eukaryota, Viridiplantae, Streptophyta, Magnoliopsida, Solanales, Solanaceae. The coding region runs from base 21 to 626 and encodes 201 amino acids. The transcript is spliced from 2 exons. The record is from RefSeq and is a predicted model, not a curated record.